Molecule: messenger RNA, 3075 nt
Organism: Spodoptera exigua (beet armyworm)
Lineage: Eukaryota; Metazoa; Arthropoda; Insecta; Lepidoptera; Noctuidae
Source: the annotation of a GenBank genome assembly
UUUCGGAAUGCGCAGAAAAUCAAAAACCACACGUUUUCUUGGCGUUGUUUGUUAUCCGGCGUUGCGUUUUUAUUAAAGUUUAUCAUUUAUUUCUGCAGUUACAAAAUAAAAUGUAGUGUAAGGCUACUAUCCGAUGCCUAUACCUUUGUUUUUAUCCAAAAUUUGCAAUCUAAAGUACAAUAAACAUGUAGCCGCAAAUUAAAUUACAGUAGGUACGAUGUUUGCAAUAGCAGCGUUCCCAACACCCAUUUGACACCGAUGUAGACUUAUAGAUGGAUCAUACUUAGCAUAAAGAGUAGUGAUGGCUUCACCGACGCAGCCGGACGCGGGCUGGAUGGAGCAGGCAGAGACCGUGCUAGGCCGCAAGCUGACCUCCAUAGACUUGGUCGGUGGGAUAUACUGCACCAUCUGUCAGUCAACAUUUAGUAACAAAAAAGAAUACGACAUUCAUUAUGUGGAUCACGAAAUUGGCGAUGCCGACAUAGGGUACACCUGUGUCGUGUGUCGCAAGCAGUUUACCGGCUACCCUAGCUUCCGCAACCAUUGCUACUUGGCUCAUGUUGCUAAAAACAAGCACAAGUGUGAACAUUGCCCCAAAUCAUUUUCGAAACAAUCAAUUCUGAAUAAUCAUAUUGACACAACUCACAACUUCAAAUGUGAACCUUGCCAAAAAUUAUUUCCAUCUAAAAAAGAAUUGCAUACUCAUCAGAUCAUACAUGGCAAGGACAAGCCUCCGUACUUUUGCCAAGAGUGUGGCAAGACAAUUGAAAGCAUUGACAUGUGUGAGUUCCAUAUUGACGAGCACUCCACCACUCUGUACACCUGCCCCAUCUGCAACGAGACAAACAACAACAAAGUGGAUGCUGCUAAACAUCUUACUCAUCACUUUGGCGAAGUACUUACCGAUGAUGACAUUACUGCUUCCGAUAUUGGGGACCACUGCUCCAUUGACAUCCUUGGAGGUGUCCUCUGUAACUACUGCGACGAAUUAUUCAAGAACCGAGUAGAGUUUGACACACAUUUCACUACAGAACAUGGAGAUAAGCCACUGGUAUACUCCUGCAACAUUUGUGGGAAACAGUAUGACAAGUAUCAUUUGUUUGGGAACCAUUGCUAUAAUCACAUGACCAAAGAUAGAUUUGAGUGUACUGAGUGCGGUAAGACGUUCCCGCGCCUGUCCCUGCUGGUGACCCACACGGAGGCGUACCACUCGGAGGGCUCCGGGGAGAAGCCGUUCCUGUGCGGGGAGUGCGGGCACGGGUUCAAGUCCCCGCGCCGCCUGAGCCAGCACGCGCGCGCCGUGCACGCCACGUGCGCCCUGCGCUGCACGCAGCCCGCCUGCCCGCUCACGUUCGAGUCCCUGAAGGAGCUGCUGCUGCACCAGCGCUCGCAUCGCGCGCGGCGCGGCCCGUGGUGCCGCCAGUGCGGCCUGCAGUUCACGACGCUGUGGUCGUGCGAGCGCCACCUGGACGUGCACCGCAAGAAGAGCUACGCGUGCCCCGUGUGCGGGCGGACGUACCGCGAGAAGUACCUCAUCCUGAAGCACAUCCCGUCGCACUUCGAGUCCGUGCUGCACGUGUGCAAGGUGUGCGGCAAGGUGUUCUCCCUGCGCAGUCGCCUCGUGCAGCACUCCAAGACGCACUCCGACCUGCGCGCCUACAAGUGCUCCGUCUGCAACAAGGGCUUCAUGAAGGCCUCCGUCCUCGAGCAGCACCUCAACAUCCACACCGGCUUCCGCCCCUACAAGUGCACCGUCUGCCCCAAGACGUUCGCGAGUCACCCCAACUGGUACAAACACCUGCGCCGCGUUCACAACGUCGACAAAGAAGACAUCAAGAACAGUAAAGACAACCAGAACAAAACUAUCACUGCUACUGAACCGUCUCCCGCUACAGUAAACGACACUACCGAUGCCAAAAUGAAAAUCGAAUCAGGAAUCGAUUCUACCAGUUCAGAAAUGUCUAUAGAGACAAACUGUUUCAUGGAGUCAGACGAUAGUACGAUGGAUAGCCUCGAUCCGACAAUUAUUGAGAAAGAUUGGUGUGUCUCAAAUGAAAACUUCAAAAUAGAAAAUUUACAAGAAAAUGUUCAGUAUACAGAUAUGCUGCCAAUAAAUAAUACUACAUUUGACUUCGAUGUAUCUCAGCUGGACAGCCUGGUGGCGGAGUACAGCGCGGUGGCGGCGGCGCCGACCGGGGCCGUCGAGCCGCGCGAGUACGGGCCGGACUGCGGCGCGGGCGCGGGGCUGCCGGCGCUGGACGGGGUCCUGGACCUGGACGACCACCUACUGCCGCAUAUAGACCCCCUGCUGACCAUCAAGACGCCGGCCACGCCGUCUGCCUGGGAGCCGCUCAUCACCAAGGUAUACCACGGCUUUGACGACGCCGACCUCAACCGACUCUCCAUCAUGAACACCGACAUAUUUUGAAACACUGUUCGCUCCCCCGUCGCACUCGAGUGGCUGACGUGCGAUACCAUAUUAAUAGUAGAUGUUAAUAGUAAAUAAAAUAGUAUUCGUACAGGCCGGGCGAGUUUGAUCGCUUCGGAUAGAUCCUCCUUUAUAAAUAUACCACAGUUGUGUUUGUGUUGCACCGGUGCUACGAUCAAAACCGCUCGGCCACCUACACAGCUACCUCAGGCAAACUACUAUAUACCUCAGUAAUCCAUAGGAAAUAUUUUAAUGUAACUGUUGAUAUAUACAUUUAUAUAACAUAGAUCCCACCAAACAUUAGUUGGUUAAUGUUCUUAAUCAUAUUCAUAAUAAUGCUACCUCAUUUAGUUGUUUAAGUUUAUCGCGUUAGAUUGUUGCUUAAACGUAUGCCUCGUCGUUCAGAUGUAGAACAGAAUGUAGUUAUGUGCCAUUUGAUGAACAGCUGGUGAAACUGGACUAGAUUCACGUACUGCGGGCAAUAUUAUAUAGACGUGUCUGCCUCCAUUAUCCACAUAGACUUUGAGUUAGCUACUCAAACUCGAAUAAUUAUAUAUAUUUACAACCGACUCGCCCCCUGACUUUACGGUGAUCCAAUGGAAUCGGAUUAUCGCGUUUUAAUUUUCCCUUUACUCACGACACUAAAC